This is a messenger RNA of Lates calcarifer (barramundi perch), 7851 nucleotides long. It is a transcript of the gene ddhd1b, whose product is annotated as DDHD domain containing 1b. The record is from RefSeq and is a predicted model, not a curated record. Gene Ontology annotation, molecular function: glycerophospholipase activity; metal ion binding. Gene Ontology annotation, cellular component: cytoplasm. The transcript has 13 exons. Bases 553 to 3162 code for a protein of 869 amino acids. NCBI's taxonomy places the organism in Eukaryota, Metazoa, Chordata, Actinopteri, Centropomidae.
UCACGUGCGGCGGACACAGUCCGGGCAAAUCCACCGUACGGCGAACUUCAAAGUAAAAGCCAUCCUAUGGAAAUAAGCUUGAAAGAGAGGUCAAACUAGCUAUAUACACCAUAAACACUGCGUGGGUAGUUGUAUUCCUAUUCAAUAUAUAUUCCUCUUAUAGGUGUGCUUUUCAUUGUCUUAUUAUAAUUGUAUAAUCCACCUGUUCUUGCUCGUUGAAGUGGAGUUUAUUGUGAAUGUUUGAACAGGAAGUUUACUUGACGGUAUGGAGCAACUGAGAUUACACCCUAGCUAGUACCGUUCAUUGACCAUCCCAGCAGUUAUCACGAAAACCGGGGACGGGAAUGGCAGUGCGUCCUGUACUGGGAUUCAACUGUAGCUUUAUGUGUCGUUUAAACAGUCCCAACUAGUGUUUUUUAAAUCUGUAGCUAUAAUGUUAAGGAAUAUAGUUGGGGUUAGAACAGUUUGGCAUACAGAUGUUAGCAGCUGUGGAGCAAGAACCCGUUAAUCCGAUGUAACAGUCUGACGGUGGGGCCAUCGCUGUGUGUUUCCAUGUACUGCGGCCGGACUGUGAGCAACAUGACGGAGAAAGCGACUGUCCGCCAGCAGAGCUCGGAGAAUAACUCUGUUAGCAGCAGUGAGUGGGACAUGGCAAACGAUGUGUUUGUGUCCGGCUACGACGACAAUCCGCUGGUAGACAGUGCUGCUGCUGCUGCGGACAGGGACUCGGCGCAGCCCGGCUUGGACAGACACCUGCCGCUGCUAUCCCAGGAUGGCAUGAUGCUGGGCCUGGCUGGGGAGGAAUACUCGGGCUCAUCGUAUCUGGACAUCGACCCGAACUACACUGAAAGUGAUGGGAACGUCACAACCAAGAAGCGCAUACGGUCCAAUAGCUCCAGGCACCGCGGUGACAUCGUUACGGAGCUCGGACCGGAGGAGGUCCGAUGGUUUUACAAAGAGGACAAGCGGACGUGGAAGCCAUUCGUCGGACACGACUCUUUAAAAAUCGAGAUCGUCUAUCGGAGAUUCUGCGAGCAGAACCCUGACAAGGUCAAACACCCCAUCGAGCCCGCCGAGGCCGAGGGAAAGGAGGCAACCAGGUCCGAUGAGAUCCAGCCGGAAAGCGGGGCCGUGGACAGUGGAAGUGUCCGGGCGGAGCCGGCAGUGCAAUGGGGCGGAGGGCAGCGGCGCUCGGUGUCAGAUGAGAUGAAGGAUCCGGACGACAUCAGCGUCAUUGUGGAGGCAGUGUGUGUCAGAGGGGGGCUCUAUGAAGUGGACAUCAGAGAAAAGGAAUGCUACCCUGUUUACUGGAACCAGCAAGACCGUAUUCCUGUGAUGAGGGGUCAGUGGUUCAUCGAUGGAACAUGGCUUCCCCUGGAGGAGGACGAGAGUGACCUCAUUGAGCUGGAGCACCUUGCCCGUUUCCGGGGACAACAGAUGAAGGACACCUACGAGAUGGAGGCGGUGACCACCACAGUGGACAGCAAGGACGCCAUCCACAGUCUGAAGCUGAGCAGGAGUCAUGUGGACUGGCACAGUGUGGAUGAGGUGUAUCUGUACAGUGACGCCACCACCUCCAAGAUCGCACGCACUGUCACCCAGAAACUGGGCUUUUCUAAAGCCUCCAGCAGCGGGACACGUCUCCAUCGGGGGUACGUGGAGGAGGCAGCACCUGAGGACACCCCACCUGAAACCACACACAUCGUCUUCGUUGUGCAUGGCAUUGGACAGAAGAUGGACCAAGGCCGCAUCAUCAGGAACACCAGCAUGAUGAGAGACUCUGCCAGAAAGAUGGAGGAGAAGCACUUCUCUGAUCGCACCACAGAGCAUGUGGAGUUCCUUCCUGUGGAGUGGAGGUCUAAACUGGCUCUGGAUGGAGAUACGGUGGACUCCAUCACUCCAGACAAGGUGCGAGGUCUCAGAGACAUGCUCAACAGCAGCGCCAUGGACAUUAUGUAUUACACCAGUCCUCUGUACAGAGACGAGAUUACCAGGGGUUUGACUCUAGAGCUGAAUCGUCUGUACUCACUCUUCUGCUCGCGGAAUCCAGACUUUGAGAAACAUGGGAAAGUGUCUAUAGUGUCACACUCGCUGGGCUGCGUCAUCACCUUCGACAUCAUGACAGGUUGGGAUCCUGUGCGCUUUCAUCAUCAAGAAGCGCCAGACCCGGAGGAGACAAGGGUCCGCUGGCCGAGUGACGAGGAGCGCCAUCUUCAGGAGCAGCUGAGACUCACACGGCUCAGGUUGAGGGACUUGGAGGAUCAGUUCCAGGGUUUGCAGACCUCCUCUUCUGUUGCAGUGCCAGCGUUAAAAUUCAAGGUAGAAAAUUUCUUCUGCAUGGGCUCUCCUCUGGCUGUUUUCUUGGCGUUGCGAGGGAUCCGGCCUGGAAGCAACGGUGUGCAGGACCACAUCCUGCCCACAUCUAUCUGCAAACGCCUCUUCAAUAUAUUCCAUCCCACUGACCCUGUGGCAUACAGAUUGGAGCCUCUUAUCUUAAAACACUACAGUAACAUUGCACCUGUUCAAAUCCACUGGUACAACACCACCAGCCCGACACCGUACGAUCAGAUCCGGCCCACACUGCUCAACCCAGGUAUACCAAAGGAGACCACGUCAAUCUCAGACUCAGAGAGCAUCCCCAGCCCCUGCACCUCCCCGCCCCAGGCCCGACGGCACUACGGAGAGUCCAUUACCAGCCUGGGCAAGGCCAGCAUCAUGGGUGCUGCGAGUCUGGGAAAGGGAAUAGGAGGAAUCCUGUUUUCCCGCUUCUCCCGUUCCAGCGGCCAGGUGGGCGGAGUGGAGGAGGAGCCGUCAGAUUGUGAGGGUGGAGCCUCCGAAGUGGAAAAUGUGGCGUCAGGAGAGGAAGGAGCGACAGUGGCAGACGCCGAAGAGAAGGACAAAGAAUUGGAGGAGGAGAGGAGGGAGGUAGAGCCUGCCAUGUCCCAGUCCACCUCAGCUGUUAUGGACAGCACGUCAUUGGAAUUGGAGAGACGCGUCGACUUUGAGCUGCGGGAGGGCUUGGUGGAGAGCCGCUAUUGGUCAGCGGUGACCUCACACACGGCCUAUUGGUGCUCUUAUGAUGUGGCUCUUUUCCUUCUCACCUUUAUGUACAGACCACAAGAACCGCCUGAACCUACAGAGGACAACCCAGACACCUCAUAACAUAAGUGCAAAACUGACACAUGGAACCACCACAGCUGGGGUCAAUUCACUUUCUAUUCACACCCUCUGAAAUAUAAACUGAAAGCCCAGUUCAUGAAGCGGAAUGGAAGAGACUUCACUCCUCAUUCUUGAAUGUCUUAAAAUAAUUAACUGCUCCAUACAAUAUUUGAUUUAAAGCAAUAUUUAAACCUAAAUAAUAUAUAAUUUAACAUGUUAUGAAAUCUUUGAGAUCUUUGAAAUGUGAAAUAUUGGAAGAUUGAUUCCUAUUUUAGAAUAUUUUUACAUUUUGUUUGACCAAAAAUGUAGGUGAAUAACUGUUUUCUAAUAUUGCACGUUAACGUAUUGUGAAUGGCACUCGUCCAGAUGAAAAUGAUUGAUGACGCUUAAUUUGUGCUAUUUUUUGAUUUGAUUGGAAGAGGGCUUUAAAAAUAGGUUUAAAGCUAGUGGCCUAGAGGCUGCGAUGUUCAUUAAACCACACAACACUAAAGUGCUGCGCAAGAUUAUUUGUCUGCACUGUUUUGUCAGCAUUUUUUAAUUUCAAAUUGUUAUAUGUCAUGCAGCCAUGAAUGGCAAAUAAUAAGCAAACUAAAAUGACUGUUAUAACUGACAGAAUUGAAAAUGAAUUGACCCAACACAGACACAAGCACACACAAAUCACUCACCUGUUUUACUCAUGACAUGUGACGUCCUCCCAGUUUACACACUGUAACCUCGAUGUGACCUUUGGUCCGGACUGAGUGGACUGAGCUCAGCCCUCAGUGAGGUGUUUACGCUCAAAGCCUAUCCCCUGUUUCCUGGUCAUCUCUCUACAACAACUGCUGUUUCCUGUGCAAUGCUCCCUACUGUGUUCAGCUGUGUCGGAGAUCCCACUGUGGAUUGAUGUUUGUCUCACCACAAACCUCUGUCCGUCUGCGACUGUGACUGUUUGUGCUGCUGAGACUGUAGUCAUAGAGAAAACCCCAGUGCUUGUUCCAUGUCUAACCUCAUGCUUGUGAGAAAUAUGUUGAAUAAUUUCUCAUCAUAUUAUGCCUCACAUGAGAAGAUACAAACCACAUGUGAUCAUGUUAGGUCAUAUUGUAAAGAAGGUUAAAGGGAAUUCUAUCCAACACAAUGCACUACACAGACUUACUGAGUCUUAAAACCUGAGUAUUUGACAGAAACAGCCAGUGUCUGAGUCAAAGCUACAUUAAGUGAUUUCUGACCACUGGACUCCACAACAAACGCCCUGCAGCUUAUCAUGCAGCUAUUAGAAAACAGUUGGCUAACUCUAACCCUGUGACUACACAGGAGGUGUAGCAUGAGCAGCAUGUUAGCAGAGCAUCAGCAGCUUCAGCGCUCCACCUGUGUUUACACAGGACGUGUUUAGGCACAGUGAUGUGUGUGUAGACCACCUGUGUCCAACACACAAUGGGACACGGGCCGUGAUGUGGCCUGUGUAGACAGUUAAUUGAAAGAGAACUGCUUGGUGCACCUGGUGUACAUGUGACACACUUGGACACAGGGUAGGCAUGUUGGAGGUUUGUGACAGUCAUGUCCAGUCACAUUAACACUGUAUCGCAAACACAGGCUGUGGCUGCAUGAUCAGACCAGGACUUGGCAGGGCAGUUAGUUUAGUUUUAUUUAUUAGUAAACUAUAUAAGGUAUCAUUUUAGGAAUGAUUACAGCAAAAAAAAAUUCUGAUCCUAACCAUUAAUUGAAUAAAAAGUCACUUAAUGGAAGCUUUAACUCUACGCUGAUAUCAGCCCCUGUGGCACGCCAUCAGAUUUACUUCGAAAUGUUUGUGUCAGGAAUAAAGGACAUAACACUGACAUUAAGCCGAUAAAAAAACACUAGUGGCCAAAUAUUUGCAAGUUGCCAACAGCCUAGUUGUCCUUGUAGCUGUUAGAGCUCUUACUCAUUGCAAGAUGAUGGCAUGAUGCGCACUGUAAUCUCAGUCCAAUAUUAGGCACAAACUACCACUACACUAAAAUAUCAUACUGCACAUCAUUUGAUAUUUUGUCGCAAAGUCUACAGAAAAUAGUUCAGUAAAGCAACAACUAGUUUCAGAGUAUCUUGUGGUGAAGAAGUGAUCGUGAGACUGAAAUUAAUGACGAAAAAGUUACAUCAGAGAAUUUUUUCACAUUUAUUUUUUGAUCGUUAAGCAUUUUGAAUUUUUGAAGGAACUGAAACCACACUUUGGCUCAAGCAAAGCAUGAUAUGGAUAUGUUCCAUGUGCAAAGAUAAUGGGCUUUGCUUUAUUUUGACUUGACUGAGACAUGGAAACACAAGCAUGUAGACCAGAACCUGCUGAUUCCACAUGUUAAUUAAAUGAAACAUUCAAACCUGCCAUAAAUGAAGCUUAGAAUGAAAUAUUUUUACCUUCAUGUUCAUUGUUUUGUUGUGAUACGUGCUUAAAGUUUUUCUGUUUCUCAUAUUUGAUGUAUGUACCUUAUAGCUGUAGAUUAGUUUUAGAGAUGGAGCCUCUGGACGCAGAAACAGUUUUUCAGAGUGAAAAAUCCAGUUGCAAACAAGAGAGGCCUUAACUCACAGGGACAUUUAAUCUGACAAUGAAAUGAUUUCUGACUCCACAGCUGCUCUGGCUUGUUCUAAUCUAAUUUUUCUUUCUCCCCUCUGGCCACCAACUGCUUCACAGCUGACUCAGCUAGUCUCAGUGUUGUUCUAAUAGUCAGCUAUUAGAAGAAAAGUGGAUUUCCAAAGAUCAAUUGAUUAUUUAACUACAAAAAACAUUUCCUUUGAAUUCUGCUCAAAUGUCACAAGUUGCAGCAGCAGUUCUGUUUUGGGGAGAUACUAAUUGGGUUUUGACUUGAUCUGCUGCUUGUUCACUUACUGUGUUAUUCAAGUAGUUAUUUAUAUGAUAUCUGGAUUUAAAUAGUUGAUUAUUUGUCGAAGUUUUUUUCAAACUGACUUGAUCAUGUUUUUCUUUGAAUAUUGUUUAAAAAGUAAAGAGUAAGAUAUCAGGUGAAUGAUGAUAUAUACUGUGAGGCAGUGUUGUAGUCCUUGAGCCCAGGACUCUGACUUGAGUCCUGGUUUUCAGGACUUGUGACUCAACUUGGACUUGAGCACUGAUGAUUCAGACUAGGAUCGCGUAGCGCUGACUGUGAUGAGGACCUUUUUGUUGAGUUUUUUUGUAACAGGCACAUAAUAAUUUGGUAUAAGCUAUUGAUAGCUAUAUCAAUACUGUAACAUUAUUCAAUUAUGUGCAAAGGCAGGUAUGUGUGUUCAUCAUGUGCACACUAUCAGUAACAGUUAGUGCUAAGAUUCAGUCUCAGACUCAGGUAAUGGGGACUUGACUCAGAGUCAACUUGGGCUCUUCCUUGGUGAGUCAGACUCAACCUCUGGGAACUCAAGACCCGACUCUGAUUUUAGAUGUAGUGACUCGACUACAACAAUGCUAUGAGGUAUUAUACGUUUGUUAAUAGAGAUUUUGCCAUAAUGAUCUAUCCUUUGAAAUCUCAGAUUAGGGCUGAUUAAUGGAUUUUUAUUUGGUUGGUUGGUUAUUUGGUCAAUGUGGUUACGCUCCUACCUAGAAACAGACAUUCUUGUCAGGUUAAAUGACCCAUCAACACUUUCUCUCUAUCUGCAGUGAACAGUCUUGUUGCAGAGUAAACUUUUGCAUGUGCAGGGUCAUAACAUGCAGGUGAAUAGCUGUUCAAACAGAUUAGAUAUUUAGAUGGAUAUUUUUGGUUAGAAGUGGUCAAAAUAAUACCACCAUUUAAAGGUGAGAGAAAAAUGCCAAAUAGAGUUAAAUAGCAAAAUGUCAGUGAUGGCUACUAGAGUUGGAACAGGAAGCCAUGUACCCUAUGUUUUUGCUGCACUAUAUGAAAGUCACAUCAGACUUUUUGCAUUGGCUCUAAAGGAUGCCAUUACAAAUAUACAUCAUAAGUGCCAUGAGGAUGAAUGAUGCAAAACGUUGCAUACGACUGUAAAUGAUAGGGACUAGGUUUCCCAUACCAUGUUUGCAGCACCAGGUGGCACCCUGGUCAUUGAGAUUCAUUGCAGGUGUUUGGUUCCUGCUCCAGUGUCAUCCUAGUACCAAACAGCUUACCAGUGUGUUCUUGCCUGUAUCUAUCCUUCUGGUAAACGUCAUAGGGUUAAAUGAAUAUCUCCCUCUUGUGGAGCACCUUAGGCCUACCAUUAUGUGUGCCAUAUCUAAGCAACAACAAUAAGGGGUCUACUGAGGACAGAGAUGAUGUUAUGGCAUGAAGGAUCUUCUUUUUCUGCCAUGAACUGUGCCAUGGCCAAACGUCAUUCCCCUGAAAUAAAACUCAAACUAUCUUUUCAUAUCACAUAUCACAUUCAGUGAUAGAGAGGAUACAGAAUGUUUUUGGCAGCCAAGUUUAAACCAUUUAAAGAGUGACUGUGAUUUGACAUGAUAUACUGUUUAUUCUAUGUUCCAAUAAUUUUGUAAAGUGCCAUUUUGUUUUUCAGUUUCUCAUUUUGUUGUUUGUGAAAUUAUUCAAAUGUUACGUUGCAGCUGAACAGUGUCAUCAAGAACAUCUGUGGUUAACUUCCUUAGCUGAGUGAAAGCAAAUGAAAUGUGUCCUUCUUUGCACACGGGGACACUGUCAGUCUGUGGUCAUGCUCACCAUUCCUCGCUGUACCGUUCCUUCUUGGAUGAUGUGGUGCUUUACCUUGAUAGAUCUUUGAUUUUUCAUUAAAAUUAAGGGGACCCACACCUCUGCUACACCA